AGGAUGGGUUUAUAAAAUACGAGAAUAUAAAAAAAAAAAACAUUACUACUACUACUAGUAGUAGUACUACAAUAAAUGGUUUGAAUAAUGGUAUGGGAAAAUAUAAUACGAUUUCAAACGUUAAUAGUAUGAUUUAUGCAGAUGGAUCCGAUGGUGCAUGUGUGUCGGGAAAUGUGAGUAGUUUGAGUAAUGUUAGUAGUUUGAGUAGUGUUAGUAGUUUGAGUAGUGUUAGUAGUUUGAGUAAUGUAAAUAAUGUAAGUAAUGUAAAUAAUGUAAGUAACAUUAGUAGUGUGAAUAAUGUUAGUAGUAUGAACGAUGCAGGCCAUAAAGUGAAAAUGUUAGCAAUAGAUUGUGAUGAUGGUACUACUAGUAAUACUGAAAGUAUAUGUACCCUAAAUUUAAGUGAAAUAAAAGAAUCUUGUAAAAAUCACAUUCCUCGUAUUAUAAGAUCAACUACUGACACAUUUUUACCAAACGGUUUUUUAAAUGAACAAUCUCAAAUUACGUUUGAAAAUAAUAUAACGAAUAGUGUUGUAGAUAUGUUUACUUCUUUUAUGAAAAUAAAUAUAGCAGCAUUAAAUAAAAACAUAAUUUUUGAUAAAAUAAAUGAUUCAGUAACCAGUGAAGUAAACAAAUCUGUUGAUAAUAUGCGUAAGACUUUUAAAAAUCAUAUGCGUGGAGAGUUAAAUGAUGAAAUUGACAAAAAUAUUAUCCUUUUAAAUACUAAAAUGAAUAAAAAUAUAAACAAAGAAGUUAAAGAUUGUAUGGAAAAUAUACAUACAAAAGUAAAUGAACAAGUAGAAAAAAAAAUAAAUAAAGAAUUUUUUAAAGAGAUGAGUAAUAAUUUAGAAGAUCUUUUAAUAAAAUAUAUGAAUAAAGAGUUAAAAAGAAAAAUGGAUAUAGUAAAGAGACAAUUGUGUGAUAAAUCUAAUGAAAAUAUUAACAAAGAAGUAUUAAAAAGUAUGGAUACAUUAAAUGAAAAUAUAAAUAAAAAUGUAAAUAGAGAAAUAAAAGAAAAUAUAAAAAUAAUAAAUCGUAAUAUAGAGGAAUAUUUAGAAGAUUCAUUGGAUAAAAAUACAAAUAUGUUAGUUAAAAAUAUUAGUGAAAAUUUAUAUGAAGAAGUAAAAUUUAGUUUAAGUUUGAUAGAAAAAAGUAUAGGGGUUCAUUUUAAUGAUUAUUUUAUGCAAUGUAAUUUUAAAAAUGUAGUACAAGAUGCAAGUUUUAAUUUAGCAGAACAAAUCACAGAACUUAUAAAAGUUUCACAACGAUCAAUACAAGGUGAUAUUAAAAACUCGUUUAAUAAUGAGGUGAUAAAAAAAAUAGCAACCGAAUUAAAAAGUUGUAUUACAAAUACUUUAGCUAAUGACAUAACAAAGGAAAUAAAAACUGGUAUUACUAAUGAAUUAGCACAUGUGACAAAUACAAUGAAAGAUGAUAUCCUUAAAGAAAUAAAAACAGAAUUUACUGUUUUGAAUGAACAUAAUUCGAAUUCUGAAAAGGAAAGAACAAAUGAUCUUUUACAACAAAUAAGUGAUUAUCAAACAAAGUUAUACACUUACCAGAAUCUGAAUAUAGAUGAUAAAAUAGAUAAAAAUUUUUUAAAGAUGCAAGAAAAUAUUAAAGAAAUGAUGAGUGAUUGUAUUAGUACUAUUACUGUUGAUAAUGAAAAUAAAAGAAAUAAUAAAAAUUGUGAUAUAAUGAUUAAAAAAAUAGAUGACCAUUUUGAAAAUUUAUCAAAAAAAAUGUUAUCUAAUAUGACUAAAAAUGAAACAAAAAUAACAAAUAAAAGUAAAAAUAAUAAUGAUUAUAAAAUAUGUAUAAAAAGUUUAAAAGAACAGUUAAAUUUAUUUGAAAGAAGAAUUAAUAAAGCUCUUGAAAAUAAUACUAAUUCGUUGAUAAAUAUAUGUGAAAAUGUUGUAACGGAACUAAAAAAUAAUAAUGACAAUAGUGAUGGUAAUAGUAAUGGCAAUAAUAAUGAAAAUAAUAAUGGCAAUAAUAAUGAAAAUAAUAAGGACGAUGAAAUAAUAGAAUUAAUAAAUGAAGUAACUGAAAAAUGUGAAAAAAGGAUAACUGAGCAAAUUCAAAAAGUUGAAAAAACACAAAAAAAAAUUGAUACAAAUAUUAAUAAUGUUCAUGAAAAACAUACCAAAAUGGUUAUAAAAGAAUUAAAAGAUACUAUAAAUAAAACAACAAAAAUUUUAUUUGAAAAUAAAACAAAUGAUAAAAACAGUCGUAUGCUUAUUGACGAAGUUAUUGAAACUAUAAACGAGAAAGUUAGCAACCAUGUAAAUCCAACGCUUAAAUUGGUUAAUCAAAUGAAUGAUAAGUUGAUUGGUAGCAGCAGUAACAACAACGACAGUGGUAGUGGCAGUAACAACAACGACAGUGGUAGUGGCAAUAACAACAACGACAGUGGUAGUGGCAGUAACAACAACGACAUUGGUAGUGGCAGUAACAACAACGACAGUGGUAGUGGCAAUGGUAACGAAGAACCACUUAUAAAUAUGCACAAGCCUGUAAUAAAAUAUAAAAACACACUAAAUAGUUUACAACAAUCAUUAAAAAACAAUAAUGCUAAAUUAAAAGAAUUAAAACGUGAAUAUAGUGAUAUAUCCAAUGAAAUUCAAUGUAAUAAAAAAACAACUGUUUAUACAGAACUUUUCAAUCAGAAUGAAAACAAUCAAUGUACUUAUAAUGAAGAUAUUAGUCAUGAUAGUAAUACUAGGAGACAAAUAAUAGUGGCCAAUCAUACGAAACAAAACAAAAGAGGUGUCGUAUCUGAUUUGGUUAGUAAAUCUCCGAUAAAAAAAAACGACCUAUAUAUAAUUAAAUAUGUGAAGAAUAAACAAAAUGAACUUAUCGAAGUUGCAACAUGGGGUAAUUACAAAAAAUGUAGAAAGGUUAUAAUUUAA
This is a messenger RNA of Piliocolobus tephrosceles (Ugandan red Colobus), 2912 nucleotides long. RefSeq lists its product as uncharacterized. The transcript has 3 exons. Lineage: Eukaryota; Metazoa; Chordata; Mammalia; Primates; Cercopithecidae. The record is from RefSeq and is a predicted model, not a curated record. Bases 93 to 2912 code for a protein of 939 amino acids.